Capsaspora owczarzaki ATCC 30864 is the source of this 2219-nucleotide messenger RNA. RefSeq lists its product as hypothetical. Bases 30 to 2111 code for a protein of 693 amino acids. Lineage: Eukaryota; Filasterea; Ministeriida; Capsasporidae. The record is from RefSeq and is a predicted model, not a curated record. The transcript has 9 exons. Gene Ontology annotation, cellular component: transcription factor TFIIH holo complex; transcription factor TFIIH core complex. Gene Ontology annotation, biological process: nucleotide-excision repair; transcription by RNA polymerase I; transcription by RNA polymerase II.
UUCUCAUUUCCCACACUACUACAGAAGAGAUGGCUUCUGUUGCUGCGCGGCUUGGGUUUGUGCUGCAACCCGACGAAACCGAGCUCGACAAGUUUGAAGUGGAGAUCAAGGAGCGUCCGGGCGUCCUCCACCUGACCACCAAGCGCUUUGCGUGGUACGAGCGCAAGGCUGCACUGCCCCAGCAAGCAGCAGGUCAGACUGGCGGGCUACCUGGGGCUGGUGGUGGGCAGAUCGGUCAGCCCGGCCAGCCCAGCCAGCUCGGCGCAGCGCUCGUCGCCGCGUCCAAAGCAAUGACGCUUGUCCUGCCGUGGUCCCGCAUCAAAGAGCAAGCCAUCGCGACUGGCAAACCCAAACUCAUGAUCAAGUACAAUGAACAAGCACCCACGCCGAAGGUCGCAAAGGCUUCAGCGGUUGCUCCGACGCCAGUCAUUCCCGUUGGCGGGAAGGUCUACUCGUGGCAGGCUGCCGCUGCUGCGAAUGCUGCUGCCGCCGCUGCCGCUGCUGCUGCUAGUGGUGCAACAACGUCCUCGACGACACCUGCAGCUGGCGCAGGACCGGCAGCACCCAAGAUGAUUGAGCAGUCCGUCAUCUUGCUGUUCACUGCGUUCAAGGGUUUGGAGGAACGCGAUCUCGCCAAGGAGGUCAUUGCGAAAAUGCUACAGCGUGCAAAGACAUCUUCAACAACAGGGUCCCCUUCGACAAGUGCUGCAGCUGCACCGUCGGUGGCAAACGGCUCGCCGCUGUCGGCGGCAUCCACUGCCGUUUCGUCCCCAGCAGCUGUCGUCAAAUCCGAGCGAUCGUCCAGCUCAAGUCCAGUUCCCACCACCGCCAGCACCACCAGCAGCAGCAGCGUAAUUGGCAUGUCAGGCAAUCUGGCAAUGCCCAAUGCGGAAAUGCGUGCCAAACUGCUGGCGAGUGACCGAAAACUGGAGCAACUCUACGACGAUCUCGUCCGAACGAGCCACGCCCUCACCGAUGAGGAGUUUUGGCAAGAGCGCCAGCGCGAGCUCAUUCGGAAAGCCCAAAAGGGCGAGCAAAGUCGCAGCACACCAGCACAGAAAGUCGGUGUGCCGAGCGCCUUCCUGCUUCAAAUGAAGCAGGAUGUAGAAGUUGGAGCAGACGGCAUCAAACGAUUUACGUUGACACCAGUCGACAUUGCCAACAUUUUCCGAACCUAUCCCAAAGUUCGAGAAGCGUAUGACACCAACGUGCCAGUCAAACUUUCCGAGCAGGACUUUUGGCUCCGAUUUUUGCGAUCGCACUACUUUCACCGAGAUCGCCAAAACGAGCGAACGGUCAAAGAUCCCAACGUUGUGCAGGCUGAAGAAUUGUUUGGCAAGGAUCCACUUGCUGCCAACAAGGGCUCUGUGGUGGCUCAACUCAACCGACACUCGACCAUGGUUCUCCAAACGAAUCAAAAUCUGAUGGACUCGGCCGGACCGAAGCCCGCAGCCAUUGACGACGGCGAGGUGUUAGACUUGCGACCCGAGCCAGCAGCAGACACAAUUCCACUUGCCCUUUCCGAGAAGGCCCGUUUUGCCAUGUUUGCUGGCCGUCCGGUUGACAGUUUGGAAGAGAAUGAUGUCUCGUCGACCUUGAUAGCCAUGCAGUCUGCCGUGAGCCAGUUUGAACCCCAGUUAACGAUGUUUGUUCCUUCGACCGGAGCAGAAAAGACAAUGAAAGAGCACUCAUUAAAGCUCCGUCAGUCAUCGCAACAGGCCGCUGCCACUGUUGCCGAUGUUCACACAACCACCAAAGAAGUCAUUCGUCGGCAGUACAAUGCCGUUCAGGAGUUGGUUCGACACAUGUGGGCGCUGUUUCCCAUCACCACGCAGCAGCAAGAAGAGAAGGGUGCACGGAUUGCCACAUCGCUGUCGCAGUGGAACACCAAAGUCAUCCAACUGAAGCAAGGACUGUCGGCCAACGAUGCCGAGUUGGUGGCGCCGCUCUCCGACAUGAUCUCGGCCGCGCUGGAAAAGUUCCAACAACGUAAAGUGUUUACUUCCAGUCAGUCCAAUCCGCCUUCGGGUCGCUCCACCCCAGCCUUAACACGACCAAGCUCCAUCACCAGUAGCAGCGUGGCCUCUCCGUCCGCAAUGAUGCAAGUCUAAGUGCAGGAUUGACGAGUCUUUCGUUCGUUGGUUUCUGUGUGCUUGAUGUUUUCUGCCAUCGUUGUACGGUUUCCUGUCCUCCAUCAUAAAUGCUAUUCCAUAUUCAGC